Messenger RNA from Nothobranchius furzeri (turquoise killifish), 3496 nucleotides. Its product is annotated as protein-arginine deiminase type-2. Gene Ontology annotation, molecular function: calcium ion binding; protein-arginine deiminase activity. The record is from RefSeq and is a predicted model, not a curated record. Lineage: Eukaryota; Metazoa; Chordata; Actinopteri; Cyprinodontiformes; Nothobranchiidae. Gene Ontology annotation, cellular component: nucleus; cytoplasm.
UAUCUCCAAAUAUGUAUUUUUUCCCCACAUUUAUGAAGUUAUUUUGGCAGGAGGGGGCUUCCACCACAUUUGGUCAUGUUGCUGCCACAACAACAUAAAGAGGACAGCUCUUUUGCGCACGCGGAUCAACUUCACGUCUCCAUGGCAAAGCGAUGAGACGCGACUCUUUGCGCGCUCACGGGGAGGCGGAAUCUGGACCAUCAUAUUUUUGACGAAACACAAUCAAAUUUCAGUCAGUCGGUGCUUUCAGCGGAGCAGUCUGGUUCUGAUUCUGGUUCUGGUAUCAGUUUGAGCGCAGCCAUGGUUCUCCAGCGGACUCUCAGAGCAGAUUGUGGUAAAACCACCAGGGUCGUGUGUGUGGUCGGCUCGGAGCUCACUUUGAACUUAAACAGGAGUGCCCCCCCACACUCCAAGUUCUUCUCUGUGAAAUGCACUCCCAGUGUUCAUUACAGCGUCACCCCCCCGACCCAGGAGACGUCCCACCUCUCUCCUGUCCCUCUCAACGGGAACCCCGUCCUGCUCAUCAGCAUGAGCCGAGCCAGUGAACAUGAAAAUGAUAGCAAGCUGUCUGUUACAUACUACGAGGAAAGUGGAGCGGGUAUAGCGAAGGUUGUUGUGCACCUGACAGCUGUUGAGAUUUCUCUGGAUGUGGAUGCUGACAGAGAUGGCACAGUGGAGAAAAACAACCCUCAUAAGGGAUCCUGGAAAUGGGGUCCAAAUGGACACGGAGCCAUUGUUUUGGUCAACUGUGACUCCGAAAGAAGCUACUGGAAGGAACCAGACAACGAGGACGACCACAUCUCUAAAGUUUCUGAUCUGAAGGACAUGUCCCUGAUGGUUCUGCGGACCAGAGGUCCUGCUAAACUCCCAGAGGGCUACAAACUCACCAUGCACAUCUCUCAGGAAGAUGCCAAGACCGUUCGAGUUUUCCAGUCUAAAUCCGUUCACAAGGCAACAAAUUUCCUUCAGAGUCUGUUCAGUUCCUUCACAAAGGACUAUCCUCUGGUGCUGAGCCGUGAGGUCCUCUCACAGGAAGUGCCGUACCUUGGAGGUGAAGGCGAGCUGAACUUUUAUGUGGAGGGCCUCAGGUUUCCCGACAAGGACUUUGAUGGACUGGUCACCAUCAACCUCAGUCUGCUGGAGCCCAUCUGCGAUGGUAUUCCUGAGACGCCCAUAUUCACAGACAAAGUGGUGUUCCGCGUGGCUCCGUGGAUCAUGACACCCAACACCCUCCCGCCUGUAGAGGUGUUUGUCUGCAGUACAAAGGAUAAUUACGUCUUCUUGGAGGAAAUGGACAACCUAGUGGCAGAAAGUGGAUAUAAGCUCAACGUUUGCCACGAGUACAUGAACAGAGGAGACCGCUGGAUGCAGGAUGAAGUGGAGUUUGGUUACAUUGAUUCACCCCAUCAGUCGUUUCCCGUGGUUCUGGAUUCACCCAGAAACAGAGGGCUGGACGAUUUUCCAUAUGAAGUGUUACUGGGCCCGGACUUCGGUUAUGUGACCCGGGUGGCUAAGAGGAAAAACGUGAGCAGCCUGGACUCGUUUGGUAAUCUGGAGGUCAGCCCUCCGGUCACCGUGAAUGGAAAAGAAUACCCACUGGGCAGAAUCAUAAUUGGGGUCGCCUUCCCAACGACGACUAGAGGACGGAACAUGACCGAAGUGGUUCAGGAAUUUUUGUGGGCUCAGAAGGUUCAGAAGCCCAUCGCCUUAUUUUCUGACUGGCUCAGUGUCGGCCACGUGGACGAGUUCAUGACAUUUGUCCCUGCGCCCGACAGAAAGGGUUUCCGACUGCUGCUGGCUAGCCCAGAUGCAGCCUACAAACUAUUCAAAGGCUUACAGAACGACGGACACGGAGACGCCAAACUGUUUGAUGGUCUAAAGGAUGAGAAGCCAGUGACUGUUGAUGAGAUCCUUCACGAUGAAACUCUACGAAGUGAAAAUAACUACGUGCAGAGCUGCAUUGACUGGAACAGGGAUGUCCUGAAGAGAGAGCUGGGCCUGGACGAGGAUGAUAUUAUUGACCUGCCAAUCCUCUUCAAGUUGGAGAGGGAUGAGGAGGAUGGAGAGGAGAGGAGGGAUGAGGAGGAUGGAGAGGAGAGGAGGGAAGAAAGGGAGAGGCGGGAUGAGGAGGAUGGAGAGGAGAGGAGGGAAGAAAGGGAGAGGCGGGAUGAGGAGGAUGGAGAGGAAAGGAAGGAAGAAAGGGAGAGGCGGGAUGAGGAGGAUGGAGAGGAAAGGAAGGAAGAAAGGGAGGGGAGGGAUGAGGAAAGAAGGGAAGAGGAUGAGGGAAGGAAUGAGGAGAGAAGGGAUGAGCAAGAGGCCUGCAGAGCAGCAGCCUACUACCCUGAUAUGGUCAACAUGAUCGUCUUGGGGAAGAACCUUGGCAUCCCGAAGCCGUUUGGUCCCAGGGUGAACGGACGCUGCGCCCUGGAGGCUGAGAUGUGCUCCCUGAUGGAGGCCCUGGGUCUCAAGUGCACGUUCAUCGAUGACUUUGCCUCCUACCACAAAAUGAUGGGGGAGGUGCACUGUGGCUCCAACGUUCGGCGUAAACCGUUUGACUUCAAGUGGUGGAACGUGGAGUUCUGAUUAAACAUGGCUGAAACUAAAGCUCAAAGGUGUAAUCGUGAGGAUUGUUACUUGUUGCUUUGAUCACACACGGCACAGUUUCAGAUUUAAUCCAAUUACUUAAAAAUGAAAGAAAAGAAACAGAUUUUUUCCCACAAGGUUUGAUUUCAUUAUAUCCAUAUUUCACUUUAUUAAUUAUUUUUGCUGGCUUCAUUUACAAAAUGAUGAAAAGUGAUAUUGACAAACAAGUCGUGUGAACAAAAGUCUUAGCAAGAACAGAAAUACAAUCGUUGGAACUGAGCACACAUGUCCUCCCAGUGUGGCGCGCUAACACACACACACACACACACACACACACACACACACACACACACACACACACACACACACACACACACACACACACACACACACACACACCACAUAACAAUGUGCAGUGAUGGUACAGAGCCACAAGGGGGCAGACGAUUAUAACAUUUCACCCAGUUUUAGUACUUCAUUCUCUUCUAACAUCCCUUUAACCCCCAGAGACCCAAAUUUAGAAAACAACUGCAAAACCUUUUUUUAACCUUUCACAUGUUGUUCUACGAGGCCAAAUAAACGGGCCUAUUUACACAUUUUAACAGCCAAUAGUGUUGCAGAACUGAACAAUAGGACCUAUUAGCAAUGUAAAUGUGGUUUUAAAAAGAAAAAAAAUGGGGAAGGUUAAUUGUUGUAGACUUAAAUCUGAUGUUGUAAUAUUACAACCGUGGGUCUCUGGGGGAGGACUCCAAUGGUACUCUCCGGAUUUCAUUUUGUCAAAUGAAGUUAUUUGUUACAAAAAAUAAUGUCCACAGCAGGCAGUUUUACAUUUGGCCCAGUGUCUUUUUAUAACCAUCACUAUGUAAACCCUGUCACCUACUGCUUGCACAAUAAAUAUCUGCUUGAUUCAGAA